Molecule: messenger RNA, 913 nt
Organism: Oppiella nova
Lineage: Eukaryota; Metazoa; Arthropoda; Arachnida; Sarcoptiformes; Oppiidae
Source: the annotation of a GenBank genome assembly
UGUGUUUGGCUUAAAACCUGAACUCAAACGCGAACCCAACUCUCCUUUUCUUAUGUGUGGAGAAGACUGACGACUGUUUGACGAGAGAAUGAAUUUAAUAGUGAAUUGUCGGCAAAUAAUACACAGAACUCGCUGUUUGUUUGUUAGGUUUUAAUUCAUUUGCAUCGCUCUUAUGUAUAUUGUGUUGACUAUACUUUUAUUUUCGUCAUUUCAUGCAAUUAUCGCCAAUAAUUUUCUGCACAUAUUGUAUGAAUACUGAACUGGAAGAGAGCGACAAUUAAGCAAAAAGAGGCUCAACUGCCAAAUGACUGCCGCCUCCAUUGAAGUGCUUCCGCGAUCCAAACUUAAAACUAUUGGAAAUACGGAAUAAUAAUAAUUUGUUUUUCAUCUCCUCUUUGCUGCUCAUCUUUCCUCUUCUCUUCUGUAUUGGUGUCGAGAGUAUAGCGAAGGAAAUGGCAAUCGAAAUGAGUUAUAAUAAAUUACAUCAAAUCUUAUGAAAAGCAUAGAAAAGUCUCAUUUAUUUAUAGCAUUUGUCUCGAAGGCACUGACUUUUGUAUAUUGUUGGCGAUAGGCAUUAAUUGCUGUAAAUCCUGACAUACAUUAGGGCGUAAUCUCUCCAAUGUUUCUAAAGACAAUGAAUAGGGCGAUGAGAUAUUACAGAUUCUGGAUCUACUCGUGUAAUAUCGCACUAUUGGUCGCGACUCUUAUAUAUCUGAUUGCCUUCAUAUGUGUGCUAAACGACGACAAAAUGAUGUUAUUUCCCUCAAUCAAGUUAUAUGAGCCAACCUUUCUCUACAGCUAUUGUGCUAUUAUUCUUCAGGGAGGAGUACUACAGAGUACAGGCCCCGGGAAUAAGUGUAAGACGAGGCAUUUAAAGCGAAUUUUUAGGCCAUCGGGUGCUUCGGAGCGAUAA